CGACUAAAUAACGUAUCCGGGUUGGAUUAAUAUGAUUAGAAUCGUAACCAAUUCACUGUAUAUCCUAGUUCUGCCCUUUUGACGUCGUGAUACAUAUCCACCAAUUGAGAUUGUGUCAUCCCACUUUGAGUCGCCUUGACAGGGAUACUCCGAAGAUGCCCCGGCCAAACAACAAACACCAGUAACGAAACACUCUACAACCAGACGCGCCAACCGAGAGGAACAGUUGAUAUCCUCAUCUAAUGGGAGCUUGUUGACGCAGAUGGGAAGGUCAGAAUAUCGUUAAGGCGCGUCUUGGUGCCGACUUGAAGGGCGCUGGUUUGAACCCUUCUCACUCUAUGACUGUUCGCAUCUUCAUCUUCAUCAUUCACCAUCACUCAUAAUAAUAGUGCGAUUGGUUCCGACUAAAAAUGGCUCGCUAUCUCAACCCGGCCAAGAUUGGCCUUCUCGCUCUCGUAGAGCUCUACGUUGAAGGAGCUGUACCAAGUGAUGCUAUCCUUCCUGUGCUCUCCUUCGUCACCUCUCAUCUUGUGGAUCAUUCUUCACCAAAAACAUCCGCCGAUCAGUCCGAAAGAUGGAGCAAGGCAGAGAAAACCGUCGGCCUCGUCAUAAGCAUUAAAGAGUUUGAGAAGCUUCUUGGGAGCUACCCCUUUCUCAUGGGCAUGCCUGGACGGAGGUUAUGGGACCAGUUCUUGGGCAAACUAUGGGAUAUCAACUCAUUGGAUGCGCUGCACAACUUUUUCGACAACCUAUCCGGCUUGUUGGCCAAAACCAAGGAGGAGCGUCAGAGACUGGCUGAGUUGGGCCAGCCAGUGGAAGAGGAAGAAGGCAUCAGGCUCUCAGCGAACUCUCCCUUUGGGGCUUUUGUGCGCAGAUCGCGACUUGAGUACCAGCGAUUACGCUUCCACGACUGCACAGAGCUAUGGAAACAUUUCGUGCGAUAUCGACAACCAACAGCCCCUUAUCUCAAGCGCAAGAUCCCGGGCUUCGGACGGCUGAGUUUCGACAAUGUUCUCUUGGUGGGCGAGCAGGAAGAUUGGGACCUCAAGAGCGUUAUGGACUUGGCCUCUGUGGCGUACGGUGAUAUGCUCACAGGAGACCAAAGUGGAUCGCUCCCUGUGAGCACAGAUGAUAUCGAGAGCCUCCUGGAGUUCCAAAUCGAGCAGAUGCAGAAAUUUGGAAACAGAAUACCCCUCGAAAUCCGUCAUCAGUUUCAUGAUCUACUCAACGACAGCUAUCUCAUUCCUAGUCUCACACAUUAUCUCAAAUUCCUUGAUGCGUGGAGAGCUGGAGACUAUCCCACUGCAUUCGACUAUCUGCACCGCUACUUUGACUACACCAUGCAGAACAGAGAUCGUCUGUUCUACCAAUACGCUUUGAUGAACUUGGCUGUUUUGCAAGCCGACUUUGGUUGUUACAAAGAAGCUGUAGCAGCCAUGCUUGAAACCGUGUCGACAGCGCGAGAGAACCGAGACAUGACUUGCCUCAACUUCGCCUUGAACUGGCUCUUCCACUUCGGUCGUGCACAUCCCGAUCUCGUCCAGAAUUUGGAAUCGAACAGCCUGCUCGGUACUGGCAAAGAAAGCUUGGCCUUUCUCCGUGUUAAGGCCAGAGAGACAGGGAUGUUCACGCUAUGGAGCUCAGUUCUCCUCAGCGAAGCAAAGCUCGGACUAUUGAACGGUGACAGUGUGGCUACGGCUUUUGAGUCGAUUGUGCGGAGCUCUCACAUCAUCAUAGAGAGGAACAUGAACAACAUGUUUGGGUCUUACCUUUCUCUCACUUCAGCUCUAUGGGACAGGCUUGGGCUCUCGACCCUGUCGUCAGCGACCUGCGAGGUCUUCCUGAAAUGCCACGCCCGCAAUGCCAUCUUCGAUGAUGAGCUGAAGUUGACUUGCCGACUCGCUCUAUUACUUGCUUCACGAGGAAAAUAUGACGAUGCAAUGACUAAACUGGAAGACUUGGAGGAUAAUUCACUGAGAUCCUGGAAGCCCAGUCAGUACUGGCACAAGUACCGAGGUGUCAUCAAGCUGAAAAGAGACUUACAUCACAACAAUCUCGAAGGAGCUGAACGGCUUCUAUCUCAGAUCCUCCAAUCAAAGAUGGAUGACCUUGAACCUGAUAUGGCGUUUUUGGUGGACACCCUCCACAUUGACUAUCUCACUCGUCGUGGAGAUCUUCAAGCAGCCUUUGCAAAAGUCGACAGCAUGAUGUCGCAGCUAGAGAAUGAGAAGAAGGAUGUGGUACUCAAGGUCAAACUCCUACUCCUAAAAGCCUCCCUUCUUGACAAGUGUGGCCGGCCGCAACGAGGGUUUACAACAGCAAUGCGGGCAGCGAGUAUAUCGUGGGGAGCUCGUCUCAUACCCUGCCUCUGGCAGGCGAUUGGUUCUGUGUCGAAUAUUUUGGUCUCUUUGAAGGAAUUUGAAGCAGCUUCUCAGCUUCUGUUGGCCGUCAUACCCCGUUCCCUGGAGUGUGAGACUGAGAGUCUGACAGCCCAGCUCUACAGCUACCUCGCCGAUGCCAACAUGGGACUUGCUGGUAAUUGCGAACCCAAGUCAGCCAAACGAUCGGAAUACAUGACGAAAGCUCUCGCAGCUGUACAGAAGUCUUUCGAUCAUUACUCAAGCAUCGAAGACAUCAAUAUGCAAUGCCAGAUGAUGGCAAAGAAGGCAAUGAUCAUGAAGCUGACUGGGGAUAUGAUUCUGGCUGCAGAUUACGCUGCAGCGUACGUGUCAUUGCGGAAAACUGCUGAAUCACUCAGUCUUGACGGGUAGGAGUUGGUAAUGGCAAAUAUAAAUUAUUGGCAUGGCUAGAAACGAGAUAUGGGAGUUCAUUAUACCAUUUAUUUAUACAGGAACGGGUAAUAUUUCAGCCAGUCCUAGAGAGGGUUCCUAUCCAAGAACAUGAAGCUUUACGAAUACACACGCAAUGAUGCUAUAUCCCCCAUAUAACACCAAGAAUGCUUGUUUGUCUACCACCGUACUUUUUCGCCCUUCUUGUUCCUUAGCUGGCCUCCCUCUGCCACAGUCUCAGCCUUGGGUUCUUCUGUCACUUCUACCUCACUGGGAUCAUUGGUGGCCCACGCUCUCUCGAUACACAGCUCAAACGGACCAUCAACACGAUCUGUUAGUCCAAUACCCACGGUCAAGACCUUCUGUCGAAGCAUCUCAGUCUGAGGUUCCACCACAAAGCCGUGAUUCGUCCUGACAAAGUCGUUCCAUUUUAUCAACACUGUUUCCCAUUGGCCUGGACGCUUAGGGAAUAAUCGAUGUUGAUGUAAAUCUGAUGGUUCGACACUCUCGGUUUGUAAGUUGACGAAGUAACUGCGGCCAUCUGACUUGACACGCAGGGCGAGGUAGAUGUAUGGAUCAAUAUCCCACAUGGAACGGCCAAAAGCAGUGGGCCUCUGGUCUGGGGAUCGAAAGCCGGCAAAGCCAGUUCGUUGGAUAUCGGGGCGGUCGGAGGGGAGGCGAGUAGAGAUGUUGCCAUGAAAACGGGCAUAGGCGGAGGGUAUCUUGGGGUCGUUGUUGAUGUCGGGGGACUUGUGGAAGUCGAAAUUACUCUCUGAGAAGCCACCGAUGGUCUUGUCAGUCAUGACGAUGCAGUCGCGGACGCUAUCGGCGGUGUUGAACUCGUAAAGAGGCUUGGGCUGUGUAGCGCCUUUGAUGGCCUCGAAGCUCACAGCUGCGACAGUUAGCUCCUCAACAUUAUGAAGCUUGAGUGGAAUCUACCUAUUUGCGUGCGCCGUCUGAGCUCAUCCAUACUUCGGCCGAAGAAGCCUCUUGAGAAGAGUGUUUGUGAGGCCCUCAUGAUGGGCAAUUUUGGUGUUUAGAUAUGAUAUCGAGUUUGGAGCUGUCGCAAGUAGUUUACUAGAGCCCAAUUGGCUCACCGAGAGUCUAAUAACAUGAGAUAUGAGCAGGACCACAGUAAAAAGACUAAAAUUGGCCCUUUGGUCGAAUUUCAGGCCGUUGAGCUAUGAUGCCGUUGUGAAGUUGCGGUUCUG
This is a messenger RNA of Fusarium odoratissimum NRRL 54006, 4000 nucleotides long. RefSeq names its product anaphase-promoting complex subunit 5. Gene Ontology annotation, cellular component: anaphase-promoting complex. Lineage: Eukaryota; Fungi; Ascomycota; Sordariomycetes; Hypocreales; Nectriaceae. The coding region runs from base 411 to 2771 and encodes 786 amino acids. Gene Ontology annotation, biological process: anaphase-promoting complex-dependent catabolic process; protein K11-linked ubiquitination; positive regulation of mitotic metaphase/anaphase transition. The record is from RefSeq and is a predicted model, not a curated record. Gene Ontology annotation, molecular function: protein binding. The transcript has 4 exons.